This is a messenger RNA of Acomys russatus (golden spiny mouse), 1133 nucleotides long. RefSeq names its product C-C motif chemokine receptor 8 (gene Ccr8). Gene Ontology annotation, molecular function: C-C chemokine receptor activity. The record is from RefSeq and is a predicted model, not a curated record. Gene Ontology annotation, cellular component: membrane. Bases 72 to 1133 code for a protein of 353 amino acids. Gene Ontology annotation, biological process: G protein-coupled receptor signaling pathway; chemotaxis; positive regulation of cytosolic calcium ion concentration. NCBI's taxonomy places the organism in Eukaryota, Metazoa, Chordata, Mammalia, Rodentia, Muridae. The transcript has 2 exons.
GGCAUGCCUCGGAGGAGUUGGCAGCGCUGAAGCCUCGGAGGAAAGAAAGCCGCUCAGGCCCUCCCGCCUCGAUGGAUUACACCCUGGAGCCCAACGUCACGAACACUGACUACUACCCGGAUGCCUUUACCAUCCCCUGUGACACAGAGCUCCUUCUCAGAGGCAGCACGCUGCACCUGGCCAUCUUGUACUGCAUCUUGCUUGUGCUGGGCCUUCUGGGAAACAGCCUGGUCAUCUUGGUCCUCGUGGCCUGCAAGAAACUGAGGAGCAUUACGGACAUCUACCUCCUGAACCUGGCCAUGGCUGACCUGCUCUUCGUCUUCUCGUUCCCCUUCCAGACGUACUACCUGCUGGACCAGUGGGUGUUUGGGACCGCAGUGUGUAAGGUGGUCUCGGGCUUUUAUUACCUUGGCUUUUUCAGCAGUAUGUUCUUCAUAACCCUCAUGAGUGUGGACAGGUACCUGGCUAUCGUCCAUGCUGUCUCCGCCAUCAAAGUGAGGACGGCCAGAGUGGGCACAGCCCUGAGCCUGGCAGUGUGGCUGAUCGCCAUCACGGCCACCAUCCCGUUAAUGGUGUUUUAUCAAGUGUCCUUAGAGGAUGGCGUUCUCCAGUGCUUCCCGUUUUUCGACGAGCAGUCUCUGAGGUGGAAGCUCUCUGCCCACUUUGAGAUAAACAUCCUGGGUCUGCUGCUCCCCUUUAGCGUCCUCCUGUUCUGCUACACCAGAAUCCUGCACCAGCUGCGGGGCUGCCUGAACCACAACAGGACCAGAGCCAUCAAGCUGGUGCUAAUUGUAGUCAUUGCGUCUUUACUCUUCUGGGUCCCGUUCAACGUGGUCCUCUUCCUCACGUCCCUGCAUGACAUGCACAUCUUGAAUGGGUGUGCCACAAAGCAGAGGCUGGCCCUGGCCACAUACGUCACAGAAGCCAUCUCUUUUACACACUGCUGCGUGAACCCGGUCAUCUAUGCUCUCAUUGGAGAGAAGUUCAAGAAACACCUUGCGGACAUAUUUCAAAAGAGUUGUAGCCACAUCUUCCUCUACAUCGGGAGAAAAGUGCCCGUGGGGGUGUGGGAAGGGCCGCCGUCCUCGCAGCAGCGUUCCUCCCAAUCUUCGACCCUGGACUACAUCUUGUAA